AUGGGUCGAAAAGUAACUAUUGCUGCUUCGACAUUAAAUCAGUGGGCUUUGGAUUUUGAAGGAAACAGAGAUAGAAUAUUGCAAUCAAUUUUGGAGGCUAAAGAAUUGGGUGCUACUUUUCGAACUGGCCCUGAACUUGAAAUUUGUGGUUACAGUUGUGAAGAUCACUUUUAUGAAAGUGAUACGUUUUUACAUUCAUGGGAGGUUUUAGCAGAGUUGUUAACUGCUCAGCUAUGUAAAGAUAUUUUGAUAGACGUAGGAAUGCCAGUGAUGCAUAGAAAUGUUGCUUAUAACUGCAGAGUAGUAUUCCUAAAUAAAAAAAUUCUUCUUAUACGACCUAAAAGAAUACUUUGCGAUAGUGGUAAUUACAGGGAAAGUAGAUGGUUUUCCAGUUGGAAAAAGGAUAGGGAAACUGAAGAUUUCCAUUUACCCAGGAUGAUUUCUAACAUUACAGGUCAAAAAUUAGUUCCUUUCGGGGAUGCUGUAAUAUCCACUCUGGAUACUUGUAUAGGCUUUGAAAUUUGUGAAGAAUUAUGGUGCGCUCAAAGCACUCAUGUGCCUCUAGCUCUAGAUGGUGUUGAAAUUAUUUGUAACGGAUCUGGAAGUCACAGUGAAUUAAGAAAAGGUUAUGUGAUAGUAGACUUAGUGAAAAACGCAACUAUGAAAUGUGGUGGUUGUUACAUUUUCAGUAACUUGCGGGGCUGUGACGGCCAAAGAGUAUAUUUCGAUGGAGUUUCAUCGAUAACUUUAAAUGGUCAUAUUUUAAGCAGAGCAAAACAAUUUGCAUUAGAAGAAGUUGAAGUAAUCACAGCUACAAUCGAUUUAGAAGAUAUUCGGUCUUAUAGAAAUAUGAUGCGUUCUAAUGCAAAUUUAGCUUCAUCUGGUCCAGGGUAUCCCAGGAUUCUAGUUGACUAUUCCCUUUCGCCAGAAAACGAUACAACUCUUCCUACGGCACAACCACUCAAUUGGACGUUUCUAUCUGCUGAAGAAGAAAUAGCACAAGGUCCAGCCUGUUGGUUGUGGGAUUAUCUUAGACGAUCUGGUCAAGGAGGAUUUUUUUUGCCACUUAGUGGAGGAAUAGACUCUUCAAGCACAGCACUAAUAGUUUAUUCAAUGUGCAAACUAAUUAUGGACACCAUACAACAAGGUGGAGAUCCAAAAGUUUUGACGGACCUCAGGAGAAUAACAGGUGAUCAGGAAUAUCUACCGAAAAGUGCCUCAGAAUUAUGUAACAGGUUCUUGGUCACAUGUUAUAUGGGAACUGAGAACUCUUCCAAAGAAACCAAACAAAGAGCCUCUGCAUUGGCAGCAGCAAUAGGAAGUUAUCACAUGAAUAUAGUAAUCGAUAAGGCAAUAAGUGCAGUUUUGGAAAUAUUCAGCACAGUAACUGGGCUUUUCCCGAAGUUUGCAGUAAAUGGCGGUUGCCCGAGACAAAAUCUAGCGCUUCAAAAUAUACAGGCUAGGGUCCGAAUGGUACUAUCCUAUUUAUUUGCCCAAUUAAUGCUUUGGGCUAGAGGAAGGCCUGGCGGGUUACUUGUUUUGGGAUCGGCCAAUGUGGAUGAAGCUCUUAGAGGCUAUAUGACCAAGUAUGAUUGUUCAAGUGCCGAUAUUAACCCUAUUGGUGGGAUAUCGAAGACCGAUCUUCGGAGAUUUAUGGUAUUCGCUAAAGACAAAUUCAACUUGCCCAUUAUUGGAGAUAUAAUUGAUGCUCCACCUACCGCUGAAUUAGAACCGUUAAAGCAAGGCGCACUGACUCAAACCGAUGAAGAAGACAUGGGUAUGACUUAUGCAGAAUUGAGUCAGUUUGGGAGACUCAGGAAGAUAGACAGCUGUGGACCGUAUUCAAUGUAUUGUAAAUUAGUACAUACAUGGUCGAAUUCAUGUACACCUAAAGAAGUUGCAGAUAAAGUAAAGCACUUUUUCAGAUGUUAUGCGAUUAAUAGACAUAAGAUGACCGUGUUAACACCAUCAUAUCAUGCCGAAUCCUAUAGUCCCGAUGAUAAUAGAUUUGACCUACGUCCAUUUUUAUAUAGGGCCAAUUGGUCAUGGCAGUUUAGAGCAAUCGACAAACAGGUUGAAUAUAUCACUAAUACAAAAAGAAGUGGGACAAAUUUACCAAUCGAACCCAACAAAAAAUCAAAUACAAAUAAUUCUAAAUUACGUUCAGGGGUAACCGUUUAGAAACAUUUUUUGACGACAUUGAUAAAAUAUUCUGGUAUAAUUAAAUUGGUUGAUUAGAUAUUAGUAGGGAUACGUAAUUUUCGCAAAAAAAAACAAUCAAAUUCCCCAAAAACAAAUAUCCAAAUUUUCGCAUUUAUUUGCUAAAACCAAAAACAAAUCAUCAAGUUAGCAACAGGAUAAUAAAAGUAAAAUAAAAGAAAUUCUCACUUUAAAAAAAUAUUGGCAGAAUAUUUUUAAAUUUAACUUAAUUAUAUGUGUAUCAGAUAGUCUUACUGUUAGUUGAAAGUCAACAUUGCUGUCCUUUCUACAUUUUCUUCCAACAGCUUGGUCCUUCUGUCCGUGAUAACAAUGUUGUGAAUAUUGAAAAAUUGCUCCGCAUCAACACUAUUACUUACAUGACUCCAUAAUUUAGAUGAAUAUAUUUAGGUGCCCAUAAAGCUUGAAGAACAACAGGAGUGUUUUUUUUUAUCUUCUGCAGCUUCAAGAGUUAUGAAUGAAUGUGAUUAUAUCCAUCAACAAACUCAUCUCGCAGGAUAUUAAAAAAAACGGAUUUUUGGAAAAACGACUACGAAAUCUUUCCUAAGUGACUCUGAGUCAAUAAUAGAUGGACAAAAUGGUGUACCAAUGUAUUAGUAGGCGUCGUUCAUUUCAUUAGAUUUCAUGUGAACAAUUAAUUUAUUCAAGCUCUCAGAUUUUAUCAGAAUAUCAUCGCUUCGCAUUUGUUUCUAUAUUUCACAUUUUUUUCGUAAUUUCGCAUUUAUUCGCAGUUAUUUCGUAAAUGCGAAAAUUACGUAUCCCUAGAUAUUAGUUCUCUCAAAUAUGUAUUUAAGGGCCUAUAGUUCCAGAAAUGCAAAAAUAUGUGGUUACGAACCAUAUAAUCAUACGAUUUAUUUUUAAAAACGGCUUGCCUUUUAACUUUAGAAUUACUAGUAGUAAGCGCACACUCAUAUUAUUGCAUGUCAAAAUCAUUUCUUAGGGUACAAAUAUGCCGGAGCAGCGUUUCAUGUAUUAAGCGUCACUUCAAAUCACGAUUCGUUAGUUAUAAAACAGAUCAUUACAUCCAAGUAGCGGUGGAUGAAAAACACUGUUCCAACAUAUUUAUACCCUUCCACCUCAAUUUUUUUUUUACAUUUAUUUAUUUUUUAAAUAUUUUUUAUUACAAAUGUUUACUUAAGUUUUACUCGUAUUUAUAUUCUUACAUAUCAGUGCUUGUUUUAAAAUGCAGUGAUUCUUACAUCAGUUGAGCAGCAAGGUAGCACAAUGCAGCAAAAUUGAAUGUUUGUAAUAUUCCAUUUGAAAGUUAAACAAACUUUUAAAGUGCCUGUGCUGAUAUGUAAGAAAUGGCCUAUGCCUUUUACAAUAUAAAAAGUGUACAUUUACUGAAAAUGUCUAUUUAUAAUAAAUUAUUCCAUAUUCCAUUUUUAAUAAAAUAAAUAUUUGCUUUAAAAUAUAUGGACAAUGUAAAACUAGAGAUUAUUUGACUCAAGAUAAGUAAGUUUAGACUAAUAAAUGAAAAUAAUAAAUACGAAUGAUUUUUUUAGGCAUUAAUUUUUGUAAAAAUUGUAUUAGCGGUACAUAUUGGAAAUAAAGUCGUAUUAUUAGA
Anoplophora glabripennis (Asian longhorned beetle) is the source of this 3784-nucleotide messenger RNA. RefSeq names its product probable glutamine-dependent NAD(+) synthetase. Gene Ontology annotation, molecular function: NAD+ synthase (glutamine-hydrolyzing) activity; glutaminase activity; ATP binding. Gene Ontology annotation, cellular component: cytoplasm. The transcript has 11 exons. Gene Ontology annotation, biological process: NAD+ biosynthetic process. NCBI's taxonomy places the organism in Eukaryota, Metazoa, Arthropoda, Insecta, Coleoptera, Cerambycidae. Bases 1 to 2181 code for a protein of 726 amino acids. The record is from RefSeq and is a predicted model, not a curated record.